Messenger RNA from Nerophis ophidion (straightnose pipefish), 1940 nucleotides. Its product is annotated as Serine/threonine-protein kinase pdik1l-B-like. Gene Ontology annotation, cellular component: autophagosome; cytoplasm. Lineage: Eukaryota; Metazoa; Chordata; Actinopteri; Syngnathiformes; Syngnathidae. Gene Ontology annotation, biological process: autophagosome organization; positive regulation of autophagy; protein autophosphorylation. Gene Ontology annotation, molecular function: protein serine/threonine kinase activity; ATP binding. The coding region runs from base 179 to 1339 and encodes 386 amino acids. The transcript is spliced from 5 exons. The record is from RefSeq and is a predicted model, not a curated record.
AGCCGCGUUUUACCCAGCGCGGGAUACUCUGAAUACGGAAGUAAGCCGUUGUCAUGUUGUUUUGUUUUACGUGGCGGAAAUACGCAGCAAAACUGCUAUAAUGCGAGGACGUUUGUGAUUAAAGACACUUUUUGGUGCUUACUUUGGAACUUUAAAGCAGGUGCAGCUUCUUCGAGAGAUGGAGGAGCUGUACACAUUAGAAAAGGAAGUCGGGCGUGGUAGCUAUGGCGUUGUCUUUGAGGGCCGUAUAGCCAAAACAGGACAGCGGGUGGCUGUGAAGCGUCUGUCCUGCAAGAACGCAGAAUGCAUAGAACUCUACCUGCAGGAGUUGUGGGCCAUGAAAGUCACAGCCCAGAACCAUGCAAAUGUAAUCGCGUUGCACAGCUGCCUCCUUCAGACCGGGAAGAGAAGUUUGAAGCCUUUGAAAAAAGGCAAGUUGCCUCUGCAUCUAGUGGAAAGUGUGCUGAAAGGGACUGUUGUGGAGACAUUGCCACACGGACAGGAGACAGGUUCCCGGCCUGACUCUGGACGGAGAGCCAAGUCUGAGUCCAGACUUCAAGACAAGACCAACACUCUCCCAUCAAACGCUUCAAAAUCACAAAUGCCUACAAACAGACCCGGGAAGAGGUCGUCUUGGAGGGAAGACGAGCAGCCCCUGAGUUACUGCGCCCUUUGGCUCGUGAUGGAGUACUGUGACGGAGGAGACUUGAAUCACUACCUGCUGUCCAGACCACCUGACGCCCAGCGGAACCACGAUGUGGUGCAGCAGCUCAGCAGUGCUGUGGCCUUCCUGCAUCACCUGGGUAUCAUCCAUCGAGACCUGAAGCCUGACAACGUGCUUGUCAGCAUCAAACCAAAUGGCCCUGUUUUUAAGGUAGCAGACUUUGGUCUGAGCAAGAUGAGUGAAGGCCUGCUGGAUGGUAAUGUGACGAGGAAGCAUUUCUCCUCGACCUGCGGCUCAGACUUCUACAUGGCUCCGGAGGUGUGGGGGGGACUGCCCUACUCGGCCCCUGCAGACAUCUUCUCGCUGGGCGUGAUGUUUUGGGCCGUCCUGGAGAGAAUCACCUUCUUGGAGGAAGGAACCACCCAGGAACAGCUGGGUGCGUACGUGUGCAAGGGGCGCUGGUUGAUGCCGCUGGGCGAGGCUUUGUGGGAGAACGCCGACCUCCAGCUGUGUAUCCCCAUCAAGUCCAAAAGAGCAACCCCGCUGCCACCGCCUCCCGGCCCGGCAACAUGCAGCCUGCUUUUCCACAUGCUCGCCUCAGACCCGGAUUCGCGGCCCCCCGCCGACCAGCUGGAAUCCGGCCUACGUGCCGCUCUGAGAGAGGACUCCUGCUGACACAAGGAGUCCUAAUGGCCACAGCCGCCGCAUGCCAACAUGGCCUGUGGACUGCAGCGUCUUCUCCAGGCACAGAUGACAAGGCUUUUUACCCCAACCAGCCGGACGUUUCCGAAUGAUUUGUUUGAAACCUCCAAUGUUGCAACAGGAAGUGCGGUGCGAUCUUCAAAGUACAGUGGAACCUCGAUUUUUACAAACCCCUCAUUUUGCAGACUUAGCCAAAUAUGCCUCUGUCUGCUUCAUUCGUUCAUUUUGUGUCCCGCUGGCAGCCAUUGAGAGAUUGACGACGCGGGAUUCAUAUCACAGCAAGUUUUAAUCGUGAUGAGACUGGACGGCCAGUGUGCUCUCCUAAGAGUACACACGGCUCCUCCUCCCCCUCCUCAUGUCCUCUCCUUUCCUUUCUCUUCGGCAGCUCAUUUGCCCAUGACGAUUUAAAGUUAAUUUUUUAUUUAUUUGUAUUGUUGUAGCAAUAUGAUUUUGGGAUUUUUGAUUGUUUUGUGUAUCAAUGGGACUUCUGUGUUGGCAGAGCAGCGCAUACAGGACAGUUCAGCUUGUCAUUGUUGAUACAUUGAUAUUGCUAAUAAAGACAAAUAAUUCAUCA